This is a messenger RNA of Pieris macdunnoughi, 375 nucleotides long. NCBI's taxonomy places the organism in Eukaryota, Metazoa, Arthropoda, Insecta, Lepidoptera, Pieridae. The record is from the annotation of a GenBank genome assembly.
AUGUAUUCGACUUGGACUGUUCCUCAAUUAAAAGCAGAAUUGAAGACCAAGGGCGGUACUUUAAAAGGCAGAAAGGCAAAUCUUGUCACCAGGCUCGAAUGUUUCGACCGAAAUUUCAAUUUUGGUAAACAGCAAGUUCAUGAACCGGAUGAUGUAAAAAUGGAUUUACCAUCCAUUGAUGUAUAUCGGGACAUCAAUGCAAGCACAAGCCUUCCUCCCGUGACGAAACAACAUAUUCAAUUAUAUUACAAUGAAUUCCAUAAAAAGCAAGUUGACGGGCUGCAAUUGUAUGAAGCAAGAUUUUUAGUAGUUGUUAGAGCAGCUACAGUAGGUGAAUAUACCUUUGUUAAAGGCCUAACUCGUGCUUCAAUAUGA